Molecule: messenger RNA, 1419 nt
Organism: Psilocybe cubensis
Lineage: Eukaryota; Fungi; Basidiomycota; Agaricomycetes; Agaricales; Agrocybaceae
Exons: 13
Coding region: 1-1419 (472 amino acids)
Biological process (GO): transmembrane transport
Molecular function (GO): transmembrane transporter activity
Source: RefSeq, a predicted model, not a curated record
AUGUAUUGCACUGCACUUUCCAGGAGACCUAUAGGCUUGAAAUGGCGAUCUUCUUCCUGGAUGGUGACCUUCGUUAUUGGUUUAGGUGUCGCAGUUGAUCUCCUUGUUUACUCAAUGAUCAUACCGGUUAUACCCUUUCAUCUUGAACGCCUUGGCCAUUCCAGUAUCUCCUCCAUGACUGGGUGGUUGUUAUUUGCUUUUGCAACCACGAUUCCUAUCGCAAUGCUGUCGGAGCGCUACAAGGCCAGAAAAAUGCCCCUGAUAGCCGGUUUGUUCGUUCUUGUAGGAUCUCAAAUAAUGUUAAUGGAAGCACCGAAUUACGCUGUGAUGUGUAUCGCGCGUAUAUUGCAAGGAAUAGGGUCAUCGAUUGUCUGGGUUAUCGGGCUAGCUCUUUUAUGUGAUACUUCCCCCCCUUCAAUCGUUGGAUUGCAGUUGGGUAUUGCAAUGUGUGGCAUGUCUAUAGGAUUUUCUAUUGGCCCUCCCGUAGGUGGUUUACUUUAUGACCACUUCGGGUAUCGCGGACCUUUUAUCUUCGGAAUUUCUGCUACUGUGAUUGACCUCAUAGGUCGCCUCAUUAUUAUCGAGCGAAAAGAUGCCCUCGUCUGGGGUCUCGACCCCGCCGAAGCGCCAGAUAGUUUGUCCAAGACGGUUUCUUAUAACGAAAAUGUUUCGCAUGGCAUAGAAAAUUCGACUAUAGACCCUGCAGAUGUCCCAGAAUUCCUCAAAGGAGUCGCUGAAGACCAGCUAUCUAAAGAAACAACCACAGAGCAUCUUUCAUUACUGUCUGUGAUAGUCCAACUCUCAAAAUCACCGCGAGCGCUGGCUGCAUUAUUUGUCAUAUUUGUAUAUGGAGUAACCUAUAGCAUUCAAGAGCCAUCAAUUCCCCUACAUCUGCAAGACGUCUGGAACCUCAAUUCGAAAUCUGUCGGCCUUGUGAUGAUCGCCGCAGUGGUGCCUACUCUUUUUUCCUCACCGCUUGCAGGUUACUUCACCGAUAAAAGAGGUGCAGAGUGGGUAUCAAUUCUUUCGAUACUUUUGGCAUUGCCUUGGUGGGGGGUUAUUAUUAUCGAGCGAAGCCUAGCGCUUUUUAUUGUCUGUUUUGCUUUUCAAUCUUUUUUUACGUCAGGAGUUAUUGCGCCGUUGACGGCUGAACUCGCUGCUGUUUCCCGGACGCUAGAAGGCGUGGGCUAUGCCCAUGUUUAUGGGGCAUUCAAUCUUGUGUAUGGUGUUGGAACAUCGAUUGGGCCAAUAGUUGGAGGACAGAUAUAUGAUAAUGUCCGGAAGGGCUGGCUGGUACUGUGUGUCUUGGCUGCUGGUUUACUCUUGCUUUCACUUUGCCUUGUCACCUGCUUCACCGGGGUUAAUCCAGUUCUUCGCCGUCUCAACAAACGAACAAAUCAAGCUACCGACUUUUCAUAA